Molecule: messenger RNA, 809 nt
Organism: Drosophila gunungcola (fruit fly)
Lineage: Eukaryota; Metazoa; Arthropoda; Insecta; Diptera; Drosophilidae
Source: RefSeq, a predicted model, not a curated record
ACAAAAAGCAUAGUGGGACAUUUAGAUCCACUCACGCCAUUAUAUAUUAAACAAAGCUUGUGAUUUCUAUUUAAAAGGGCAUCAGUGUCCUCUGUGUACUAUGAAUCCCAUUUGCAAAGUCGAUAUUAACAGACCAGAGUGCCAGGAAUGGAUGGUCAAAGUCUAUGGGAAAUGUCGGAAUCUUUUCAACAACAUGGGUAAAUUGCCUAUGUGGUGGCUUGACAACGCUCCUGCGGCUUAUAAGGUGGACGUUGAAGCCAUGACCGCCGAAGAUUGUCAUCGGCUAAAGCGGGAAUUGGGCAAGGAAGUGGAAGAAGAGGAUACCUCCACACCGUCCAAUGAGUUCAACCUGGGCAGAAUGGUGGGUGUCUUUUUGGCAUUUGCUGCAAUCUUGAUCCUUUUCAUUCUUCUGUGCGGUAUGAAGCGGGGAAACAUUAGAUCUGCUAAGGCCAAGGCUUUAAAACCAGACCCACUGGAAGCCCCACCAGUCCAGCAGCGUCUAAAAAGAGCAAAAAAGAAAUGCAAAAGCUGGAUGCGGAGAAGCUGUCGACCCUUUUUCCUUCAUAACGAGUCUCAAAUAAAGCAGUUCAGAGCACGGGCUGAAAAGGAGGUAGCUGUGCAUACGGAACGCACCCAGCAAAAGAUCGCUAUGUGGAGAAGAGCCCGGGAGCGGGAUGCACAGAAGAAAAGUGAAAAGAUCCAUCGAAGCAUAGACAAGGCUUCGAGAAAGUAACUCCAAUGGGGGCCAAAAGAUCGCAGUUUCAUUCAUUGAAUAUGGCAACAGCAACUACUGCCAUUUAGUAUAUUUU